UUAUUUUCUGUUCUUCAGUUGUCAAGUUUACGGUCUGAGUUUAAUAAUAAAAUCGUCAGCCUUUUGAAUCCUUUGUAUUCUAUAUUAUAUAUAUUGAAAUCGACAUAAAUCUACAGCUAUGUGGCAUAUAGCAUUAUGUAUAAUGUGUGGCAUAAGCGGUGCGUUUUCCACCAAUACUGCAGUGUAUCAAGCUAUGAUAGAUAACAUGAUCCAGCCGGACGUAGUUCUUACCGCACCAAGUGAAACUUUUUAUGUUAAUUAUACAAGCGGCGCAAAUGUGGAGUUAGGAAAUAAUCUAACAUUUACACAGAUAAUAGAUAAACCUGCAGUCAAAUAUAUGGCUGAUCCAGAUUUGUUCUACACAUUAUGUUUGACCGAGCCCAUCGAGCCUAAACCUAUCGAUUUGUAUCCAUUGGGAAGAGAAUAUUUGCAUUGGUUAGUUAUAAAUAUACCAGGUAAUGAUUUGGGAAAGGGAUAUACUUUGUUUGAAUACAACAGUUCCACGAUCAUCAACUUAUCAAUGCCUAAUCGUUACGUAUUUCUGUUAUACUUACAGCCUUCGUACAUCACUUUCAAUAAAACAUACUGGCAAAGGAAAUUCGGACAAGACUUUUCACGUUUUACAAUUUUUGAAUUUGCUUACCAAAAUCAAUUCGAAGAUCCUAUGGGAGGCAAUUUUUUUUUAACUGGAUACAAAGAUCCUACAUUUCUAGGGGGAAUAAUCACACCAUCUUCACCGAAUAAUGAAUCACCGAAAGAAGUUAACUCAAAGUAUACUUCACUAGACCAAAAUUCUUUUCAGAAUAGUGCCCAGGAGUCGAGUUCACAAGAGGAAAAUUCAUCAGACCAAAAUUCUUUUCAGAAUAGUGCCCAGGAGUCAAAUUCACAAGAGAAAAAUUCAUCAGACCAAAAUUCUUUUAAGAAUAGUACCCAGGAGUCAAGUUCACAAGAGAAAAAUUCAUCAGGUCGAAAUUCUUUUAAUAAUAGUACCCAGAAGUCAAGUUCACAAAAGAAAAAUUCGUUAGGCUGAAAUUCUUUUAAUAAUAGUACCCAGGAAUCAAGAUCACAAGAGAAAAAUUCAUAGAAACCAAAAUCCCAGGAGCAAAGUACUAACAAAGCAACUACUAAAAAUUCAAAAUCCGAAAAAAGUAAUUCUCAAGAAUAUACAUCUCAGUAAAUAGAUUUUAUGAGAAUUCCCGGAACCCAAUUAAUCUAUAAGAUAUUGUUAUCAACAAAUACAAUUUCAUCAUUUUUAUUGCCUACUGUUUCUAGCAAAGACCGAUAGUAAUAAAUCGAUGGUCAGUUAGUUCGUUUAA
Sipha flava (yellow sugarcane aphid) is the source of this 1316-nucleotide messenger RNA. Its product is annotated as OV-16 antigen-like. The transcript has 7 exons. Bases 119 to 1030 code for a protein of 303 amino acids. NCBI's taxonomy places the organism in Eukaryota, Metazoa, Arthropoda, Insecta, Hemiptera, Aphididae. The record is from RefSeq and is a predicted model, not a curated record.